Molecule: messenger RNA, 1689 nt
Organism: Aspergillus terreus NIH2624
Lineage: Eukaryota; Fungi; Ascomycota; Eurotiomycetes; Eurotiales; Aspergillaceae
Product: Mis12-Mtw1 family protein
Exons: 4
Coding region: 1-1689 (562 amino acids)
Biological process (GO): mitotic sister chromatid segregation; cell division
Cellular component (GO): MIS12/MIND type complex
Source: RefSeq, a predicted model, not a curated record
AUGGCGACGUCCCAGACGCAGGCGCGUCCUGCGUCGUCUGCCGCGUCCGGCGGGACCGGCAGAAAGGGGACCCGUUCGAGCGCGCGGUUGAGCUUGAACAGCCAGGAAAGAACCGAUGAAAACGGUCGUACCAAGCGAAAGGGAGCGUUUGACGAAGAUGUGGAAGGCUUCCAAUUCAGUUUCAAGAGCAAGAAGGCAAAACCGUCCGUAGAGCCUGUUCCAGAGGUUCCCCAGCCUGCAGAGGAUACCAUCCCGAAGCCGUCCCCGCGGAGAGGCCGGCCACCCAAGAAGCGCGCAGAGGAGAAAGCCGAGCUUCCGGCUGAGUCGAAGAAAAGAUCGGCAGAGGCGCCAUCAAAGAAACAGUCACGGGGCACUGCUAAAGUCGCCGCGCCCGAACCUGAACCUGAACCGCCUACCGACACGCGCUCGACGCGCAAACGCGACCACCUCGAAUCGAUACCCUCCGAGAAGAAACGGAAGAAAGGACGUUCGAGGACGUCAAAUGCCAAUGAUCACCGGAACGGCUAUGUUUCUCCCGAGCCACACUCCACGACGGCUACCAUCGCGCUGCCUAUGGCCGAUACGCCCGUCAUUCAGCGGAAUAAAGAGAUGAGGGGCGCAGCGAAGGGCUCGAAAGGAAACAGGCGAAGCAGUCUCGGCAUGAGGGGUCGUAGAGCUAGCUCUUUGAUUGAUUCUGGAGCGUCGAAUGGUGAGGAAGAUUUCCAACGUUUUUUGCGUGGCGGCGUGCUGACCGGGAUAACAGCAUUGCCUCACAAGGAGGUCAAUGCAGCGGACUUUUACAAACACAUUGCCGCUGAUCUUCCCGAGCCACGUCGAAUGAGGCAACUGCUCAUCUGGUGUGCUACUCGGGCAAUGGGACAGAAGCCGUCGGGAUCGCGCUCUGAAGACGAGAGUGCUCGUCUGGCGGCGCGUGUGAUUCAGGAGGAACUACUCAAAGACUUUUCCACCAACUCGGAACUUUCGAACUGGUUUGCACGGGAAGACGUGAAUCCUCCGGCUGUUGUGGUCAAGAAACCCAACCCCAAGAACGUGCAGAACACGGACAAGAUCAAGGAAUUGGAGGAACAGAUACAAAAGCUGCAACGAGAGAGACAGGCUCUCAACGCACUCCUUCGGCCACCCACCAUCCCCUCAAUCAAGACAGACGCGCAGCAGAGCACGAGGCUAUCUGGUCAAGAGCUCUCAAAAUCCGACCCCAAGCGACCUACAAAUGGGCUACCACCGGCACCUGGAUCGAUCGAUUCAUCGCUGUUGGACCCAUCCCAGCGGAAGCUCUUCGAGCUAUUAGGUUCAGAGGCUACGAAACGAUCUACGAGCGAGGCAUCCCAGGCAGAACGACAAUCCGCAGAGACCAGCAUGUCGGCCUCAUUAACGCCCGCCAUUGUAUCCACACGUCUCUCCCGCAUUACAACCACACUCGCCCCAACGCUCGACUCGUUUGCGGCCGGCAUGCACGAUAUCGAACUCUACCGGGCCAUGUCAGACACGGUAUCGUCCCGGGUACUGCGUAUCUGCGCGGAACGAUUAGACGAGCGGGACGCGAGAAACGCCAUGCGCCGACUCGCUAUAGAGGGAGAUGGCUCAAGCAAAGAGCUCAGUCUACGACAACGACCCAAGGAGGAUCUGGGGCUGAUUCUUGGUGCUUUGAGCCGGCUGGAGAGACGGUGA